AUGUCUGAAGAACACGCUCCUUCUCAAUCCGCAGAUCUCUCCUCUACAGCAUCAUCAUCAUGGCGUCGACUGUCCCACCCGCCUUUACCGACCUUCCGACCCAACAUCCCGAACUUACGAGCUGCGCUGUUGGGUUAUCUGGGGGAGGUGGAAGUGGCCUUACGAUCGAAAUUGGGUGAACUGCCGCCAGCGGAAGAAGAGAGAUUGAGAGCUUCAUCUUCUUCACCCUCUAUCUCGGGCGAAGAUGACGAGCACGACUAUGAUUAUGGAGAAGAUGAUUUCGGUGGUGAGGCUAUAGGUUAUGCAUCCUCAAGUAAACUAGGGAACUCCUCAACGACAUCUACAUCUGGAUCAGGACUCAGAAAUAGAUUCGAGACUACCAAUGGAGCUGGAGGAAGUAGAGGAUUAGAAUUUAGUCAUCAUCUCAGAUUAUUGAACCAUCUAUCAACAUUGAGAGAAGAAGCGUUAAACUACCUCCCAUCAUUAUCUGUCUCGGUACCUUCCGUAGCAGUACCGAUCAUACCCUCAUACCCAUCCAGAGAAUGGUUGCGAUCCCUUCCUUCACGAUUAUCAUCCAUUGACCCAGCUCUGGUAUACAGAUCAUCAUCGGUACAGGAAGGGGAAAACAAGGAUCACCUAGGUGCAGUGGAAAGUGCACGUAAGAGGGUUUUAGAAGUUGUUCAUACAUUCUUACCAUCCGAGGAAUGGGCAGGAUGGGAAAAAUUAGGUUGGGAAGAACAAGAAGAUGAUUUGGCUUUCCACGAUAAUCAACUUCAUCCUCCUCUCAAAUCCAGAGUAAGCACAAGAGGCAGAGCGGCUUCCUUGGAGAGAUAUCCUCUAGGAGAUGAAGAGGAGGAUGAAGAACCCGAGUAUCUUUUCCCGAAUCGUACGCCUGCGUCUCUCCAGGCGAAUAGACGAAGAGCAGUGAGGUCAAAGUCCCUAGGAGCGUCAAGUUUCCCUACGAAAAGUACGAUACAGGCUAUAGGAAGAUUGAGUCCAGUAAAAAAAGGGAAAUUGCAAAGAUCGAAAACUGAUCCGUACGGAAAAGCUACGUCGGUAGAUGGAACGGAUCAUGAGGAUAUAGAUGUUGAUACGCUGCUAGGUAAAGAUGUAGAAGGACAAGAGAAAGAAGAUGAAGAGGACGAAGAAUAUAUCUUGAAAUAUCCUGAAAUCACAGAUACCAAGUUGACUGCCUUGGUAGCUGAGCAUGAUGAUACUAUGGGUCCGACUGUACAGGAGUCUUUGAGAAGAUCCGAUGAUGGGAAAAAGUUGAUAAGGUAUGAGGAUUUACCGGCGUUAUGGAGAAAUAACGAACAUGUUCAUACUGGAUACCGUUUCAUCCCACUUCACCUCAAGACCGGUCCUGUCCCACUGAUCAAAUCGGCUUUUACGAUGCACAACGAAACGGUUAACAUCCACACUCAUUUCAUCCCCACUAUUCUUAUCUCCCUUUUCAUUCCUUACAUGAUUUUGAAUCCCCCCUUGCCAAAUGCACACUUACUCGACACCCUCAUCUUGGCAUUGUACCUCAUCGCCGCCAUUUCCUGCCUGUUCUCGUCGGCAAGUUGGCACGUACUCAGUGGAUGCGCUUCGAAGAGAUGGUUUGAGUGGGGUGCAUGUGUCGAUUGGCUCAUUGCUGCAUCUUUCGGAACGGUAGUAUAUAAUGGUUUUUACUGUCAACCCAAAUUAGUCUUAUUGUACUGUACCACCAACGCAUGUUGCGGUGCGUUAGGAUCUUAUCUACCUUUUCAAAAAUGGUUCAACGAGAGGAGGAACAAGCACCUACGAAUAACCUUCUUCCUCGUUUUGUGCGUGGCAAUGUUCGCUCCGAUGCUUCAACUCUUCUUCCAACAUGGUUUCUCCAAGGCACUAUCUUUUGUCGCCCCAUUCGGAUGGUCAAUUUCAACUUACUUGAUAGGAUUAUGGUUCUACGCCAUGCAUUAUCCCGAGUGUAAUUGGCCAGGUAAAUUCGAUAGAUGGGGGAUGUCACAUCAGUGGUGGCAUGCUGGUAUAGUAUUAGCUAUAUGGCUUCAUUAUCGAGCGGUCUUCGUCGCUCACGGUAUGAAAGAUGAGUAUUCUUGUAUGGCUCCAGGUGCAGGAAGGAGUGUAGCUCAAGUAGUGGAAAGUUGGUUCAUUGGGAUGUGA
Kwoniella botswanensis is the source of this 2145-nucleotide messenger RNA. RefSeq lists its product as uncharacterized. Bases 1 to 2145 code for a protein of 714 amino acids. Gene Ontology annotation, cellular component: membrane. The transcript is spliced from 8 exons. NCBI's taxonomy places the organism in Eukaryota, Fungi, Basidiomycota, Tremellomycetes, Tremellales, Cryptococcaceae. The record is from RefSeq and is a predicted model, not a curated record.